AUGAAGGGGACUGAGGGAAAGGGAGAAUCGUGUCGGCCUGUCGGAGGUGUGUGUCCACUCGGAAGAGAGACCAACGCCGGAGAUGUGGUGUUGAUGGGAGCUCUGGCCGCCUCGGCUUGUCGUCAAUACGGACUCGGUCGCCGGUCGUGGAAACGGCGUUUGCAGAGCCGAGCCGCAGCACGGCUUGACGCCAGGCCUGCUCGGUGCGAAUGCCAGCUUCCUAUUGGCUACGAGGGGAUGACUCGACGUGACGCCAGAGGUCAGAGUAGGGCUGCAGUUGCUGUGAUUGGUCGACAGUCGCAGUGCCUGUGUCGCGAUGAGUCAUCUGUUCACAUUUGCUCUGUUGGGUGGCGAAAAGAGUGUCGUCUUGGCGAAACAGACGACAACAGUUGA
Protopolystoma xenopodis is the source of this 393-nucleotide messenger RNA. Lineage: Eukaryota; Metazoa; Platyhelminthes; Monogenea; Polystomatidea; Polystomatidae. The record is from the annotation of a GenBank genome assembly.